AUGAGUAAAUUCUUUAAUUGGUAUACAUGUAUUAUUCUUGGAACAACAAUACCUUUAGGUUUAUCAACAAUGAGUUUAUGGUAUUUGAACGUUGAUAAAGAAAAAACAAAAAUCCAUACAUAUAAUAAUGAAUAUCGUAGAAAGCAAAAGGAAAUUAGAGAAUUAGAAAAGCAAAAAGAAAAGUGA
This is a messenger RNA of Plasmodium relictum, 186 nucleotides long. RefSeq names its product conserved Plasmodium protein, unknown function. The transcript is spliced from 2 exons. NCBI's taxonomy places the organism in Eukaryota, Apicomplexa, Aconoidasida, Haemosporida, Plasmodiidae. The coding region runs from base 1 to 186 and encodes 61 amino acids. The record is from RefSeq and is a predicted model, not a curated record.